AUGUUGGACAUGGCCAAGAGGGUGGCCAAGGAGGCCAUGGUGAAGGCCACGGGCACAGAGCUCGAAAAGAAGAUUGCAGAGGCGUGCAGCAACAAGCCGUGGGGCGCGUCGUCCACCAUGCUGGCCGAGCUGGCGCAGCACACCUACGACUAG
Messenger RNA from Emiliania huxleyi CCMP1516, 153 nucleotides. RefSeq names its product EpsinR. The record is from RefSeq and is a predicted model, not a curated record. The transcript is spliced from 2 exons. The coding region runs from base 1 to 153 and encodes 50 amino acids. NCBI's taxonomy places the organism in Eukaryota, Haptophyta, Isochrysidales, Noelaerhabdaceae.